Messenger RNA from Dicentrarchus labrax (European seabass), 6410 nucleotides. It is a transcript of the gene fbxl4, whose product is annotated as F-box and leucine-rich repeat protein 4. The coding region runs from base 623 to 2464 and encodes 613 amino acids. The transcript has 9 exons. NCBI's taxonomy places the organism in Eukaryota, Metazoa, Chordata, Actinopteri, Moronidae. Gene Ontology annotation, biological process: SCF-dependent proteasomal ubiquitin-dependent protein catabolic process. Gene Ontology annotation, molecular function: protein binding. Gene Ontology annotation, cellular component: SCF ubiquitin ligase complex. The record is from RefSeq and is a predicted model, not a curated record.
AGGCUUUUAAUGUUCCUACGUAACUCUCCGUCCAAUUUCAGACUUCUUUAAAUCCGAGUACUUAAUGAUUCCGAACGAAACUGUCGAAAUAGACAAGCCAUAAUGUAUUUUCUGUCGUAAUCGUUUGAAAAUCAUCCGACAUUUACCUGUUCAGUGCGGCUGCAAUUCAAUGAAGAGCAUAACAUCGCAGUUUAGCGUUGUCUAUCGCCUUUAUCCUGGACUGAUAACACGACAUUUGCCGAAAUGCACUUUGUUUUCUAAACAUAACGUCUCAGAAGCUGGAUACCACAAAAUGCUUCGGUAUUCCCUGCAUUAUUUUCCAGGUUAAUGUGCACUCAUGAUUGUUGGGUGAAUUGUCCGACUGUUCGGGAAGGCACCACACGGUAAACGGCAGGAAUGUUAGUUUGGUGGUUGAAAUAGCCUAAAGGGAAGAAGAGGAUUGCUCCUCAUGAAUGGAUUCACCGAUCUGCGUUUACCGUAAAUGUCAUGCAUGCCGCCAGGCCUCUAGCCUGCGCUUCGUCCCCCCCCAGCCCCUGAGGCAGUGUGCUUCCAGUAGGUGGAGGCUCUUCCUCCCUCUAGCCUCCGUUUCUCCCCGCUGUCCCAAUCAGCCCCAGAGUUCCCUAUGUUAACCCUCUUGAGCAUGUUUUACUAUAUCUGUCUGCGGCGACGCUCCAGGAGUGGGACUCGAGGAGAGGCUCUGACCAGUCGGCGAGCCGUAGAGUCCGGCCAGCGGGCAGUGUUGCCAGUCAGUGUGGAGGUGGAGCAGUAUGCCAAGGAGGUUCUCGACUUCAGCUCCCACUAUGGCAGUGAGAAUAGCAUGUCCUACACCAUGUGGAACCUUGCCGGGGUACCCAACGUCUACCCCAGCUCAGGGGACUUUACUCAGACGGCCGUGUUCAGAGCUUAUGGGACGUGGUGGGAACAAUGUGCCAGUGCUCCACCACCUUUCCGCCGCACGCCUAAAGGCUUCCACAGCCAGGAUUAUAUUGAACUGGGCUUCGAAGAGCCUGUCUACCCUACAGCAGUGGAAGUGCUUGAGACUUAUUACCCUGGAGCCAUUGUCCAGAUUCUGGCCUGCUCUCACAACCCCUUCUCCCAGAACCCACCUACUGAUGUCAGGUGGGAGGUGCUGUGGUCAGGAGAGCCCACCAAGGUGCUAACACCCCAGGCACGCCAGUUUUCCCCUAACAUAAAGCACAUCAACUUCCCUACCAACCUGCUGCGCCUGGAGGUCAACAGCUCUCUGUUGGACUACUACACGGAGCUGGACGCUGUUAUCCUGCGCGGGGUGAAAGAGAGGCCCAUGCUGGCCCUCUAUAAGAUGCCUGUCAUCGACAUUAGUGACCUGAGUGACAGCGAGGAGGAGCUGUCUGAUGUGGGAGGUCCAUUCAGACAAGGAGGUGACGGCAAGCUUCAGAGAACAGGCAAUGGCUACUUUGACAAACUGCCAUAUGAGCUCAUCCAGCUGAUUGUGAGCCACCUGACCCUGCCAGACCUCAGCCGUCUGGCCCAGAGCUGUAAGCUGCUGCACCAGCACUGCUGCGACCCGCUGCAGUACACCCAGCUGAGUCUGCAGCCCUACUGGUGCCGGCUGAGUGACGCCUCCCUGGGACACCUGCAGAGCCGCUGCACCCUCCUCCAGAGGCUCAACCUGUCCUGGACCGGCAACCGUGGAGCUCUCACCCUGACUGGCUUCAGCAGCUUCAUGAAGGCCUGUGGUCUCAGCCUGGUCUGCCUGAAGCUGUCAUGCUGCCACUUCCUGAAUGAGGCCUGUCUGGAGGUCAUCUCUCAGACUUGUCCUGGGCUGCAGGAGCUCAACCUGUCCUCCUGCGACCGCCUCCACCCGCAGGCCUUUGCACAUAUCUCCAAACUAACACGUCUCCGCAGGCUGGUGCUCUACCGGACCAAGAUAGAGCAAACAGCUAUUCUGAGCAUCCUGACUUUCUGCACAGAGUUGAGACACCUCAACCUAGGGAGCUGUGUGAGGAUCGAGGAUUACGACGUUGUGGCCAGUAUGCUGGCUGCUCGCUGUCGUUCACUGUGCUCACUAGACCUGUGGCGCUGUAGAAACCUGACUGAUAGAGGCCUGGCUGAGCUCGUCUCUGGCUGCAGGAUGCUCGAGGAGUUGGACCUGGGCUGGUGUCCCACACUGCAGAGCAGCACCGGAUGCUUCCAGCACCUCGCCCGCAAUCUGCCCCGUUUGCGUAAACUCUUCCUCACCGCCAACCGCACCGUCUGCGACCCAGACAUAGAGGAGCUGGCCGCCAGCUGCCCCUCACUGCAGCACCUGGACAUACUGGGUACACGGUUGGUGAGUGCUGCCUCGCUGAAGAAACUCCUCCAGUCUUGUCCACGGCUUCUCCUCCUGGAUGUCUCCUUCUGCUCGCAGAUAGACAUGCGGGUCGUCCAGGAGCUCUCGGGCCUCUUCCCCAACGUGGCCAUCAAGAAGAGCUUCACACAGUGACCCUGGGGUCGUCUCAUUUCAUCAUCCACAGUCACAGAGGAAGUAAGGGGAGGGAAGUGCUUGCCAGCAGACACUGCCCCAAAGUGAAUAAGAGUCAGGUCAGAUGCUGUAGGAGAUUGCUGACCUGCCCGCGUCUGUAUCACAGACAAGAUCUUCUUUUAGCGGUCAGUAAAUAAAGCAGUUGUACCGGGUGAGGAGUUUUUUGCGUUAACUGGCUGAACACAAACAACUACAGACUCCUAGUCACCGGAUUAUUGAACGUGAGACUUUUUAGUUAUCGGGUUGUUUUUUUUGUUUUUUUGUUGGACACUUGAAAUCAGGGUCGUUGCAGUAAAGCUGCUUCAUCUUCCCAGAAUAUGAAUCACCACUUAAGUAUUGCCAAGCACGCAAGACUAAGAAAUAUGCCUUGGUAGUGGAUGCAAAACACAAAACAAAGCAACAUUUGUGAGCAGUUCUCCCUUGAACAUCUUGUUAGGACAACGAAAAAGGGACAAAGAAAGUGUGAAGACCCUUAUUGGAAACUGAGAAAGAAGAUUUGAUAGUCUCAUACUCACGUUAGCUGGUAAGAUAAUUAAAGAUCAGGGCCUUGGUCAGUGCCUUGUCAGAAUGUGCAGCAAUCAUGGACUGUUGUAAUGCAUGAGGGUCAUUCUGAGGGCAUCUGUCAACAUCGAGCCAGUUUGAUUUAAUUCUAGAAAAUCAUACUUGAUGCUGUUGUGUUUGGAGGUAAUAGGAGCUUUAAAGGUGAAAACAAAGGAGAGAACACAGCCUUAUUUCAUAUAGUGUCCAGUCAAACCUUAAUGCAAGUAUCACAAGCUCAUUUGUGUUGCUGCAAGCCAAGCGCAAAAUCACACAUGGUGAGCUCAUGUUGAAAAGAAACACACCAUCAACUGUCCUUGCACCAGAGAUUCACUGACAACAUGUUUUCAUCCCCAAAAAAAUAUGUGAGAACUUGCGAAAAAGCCUACUGGGGCAACGUUUGUUUUUAAUUUGCACAUGCGAAAAAACACCCAAGGUAUAAAAUCAACAACACGCAGACUGCCCAAAAUCCAGAGAUAUACAAUUUACGAUAUAAAACCAAGAAAUGCUGGAAAUCCUCACAUUGGAGAACCUGAAACCAGUGACUCUUGGGUAAUUUGCUUGGGAAAAAAUGUCAAAAACAAUAAUCCCAAGUUUGAAAAUCAUUUUCUUUCAGUCGAACGCAACAGAUCCAUUUAAAAUGUUUCGAUAGCAUAGUAUGGAGAAGUGCUCCUGUUUCACCCUACAGAUGGAUAUGAUAGGUGCCUUUUAAAUCGAACAUAUGAUACAACACCGACUUUAGUGGAGACUUUUGUUGGAUUAGAUCGGUAGAAAGUCAGCAGAUCUAACACGUGCUUGAUCCAGGUCACUUUCUGUUUAAAUCUGCCCUCUAAAUGAAACAGGGUGUUUUAUAGUUGUGGUUUUUGGUUAAGAUUUUUCAACAAUUUAUUGUGGCCAAGUAAAGAAAACCUUUUUAAGUCAGCAGGCCAAUAUUAAUGCCAAUUAGAUGAACAGAUAAUUGUGAAUGCUUUGGUCAUACAGGUCAUUCUUCUUGUUUGUAAUUGUUUGUGUAAUUUUAAGGAAAUAAUGAGUGACUUUUGUCUCCAAAGCUAAAUGACAAAGUUGCAAGGUCACUGGUUCCAUAUUGCUUUCAUGAUGUUGCAUGUUUCCCAGUUGUCAUUCACUCUCUCUGUUACUGAUGUUUGACUGCAGCCACCUACAUACGUACUUACCUACAGACUGAGUACUGUACGUUAAAAUGACACAGUGUAAAUACUCUAUGUGACCUCAGUAUUUGUCCUGUAACUCAGGGGUUUUAAUAUUUCAUUCUGAUUUUGUUUUUACAUAUUUUGCUCCAGAGCCAGCACAUCUUUACAGACAAUAACAACACACUAAGUCAGCUUUUUGAGGUUACCUGCUGUCAGUGUUGCUCUUAAACAACAAACACACACAGGUGACACUCAGCACUGAUGUAACUGAGACAGAGAAAAACAACAUAUUGCUUAUUGGGUGUGGAAUGUUGCAGUAAUUGUAUGAUUGUGAAAAAUAUAUUGCUGUUCCUGGAUUAUUUAAUUUUUGUAAUAUAUGAAGCCACAGUUGCAAUGUGGCAGAAGUGCUUGAAAAGCAUUUCAUUUCUUGAAAAAAAAAAAAAAACUUGAAGUUUUCUGUUAAGCACAUGCUACUAGUCAAUAUUUGUGCCUUAUACUCCUGUUUGAAUGUGGUGUGAUGUCCAUGUGGUAUAGAUUGUAGUGAAGUGCUUUGCUUUUACGCCCUACAACCAAAGUAAUACGCAGACAACUGGUCUUUAAUCCCACAACUAUAUUUGACCGGUUUAUAUGCCAUAUACUGUAUAUCAGCCAUGGUAAAUAAUAUGCAAAGUAAUAUUUAUUUAUAUUUCCCUGUGUCAUACAAAUGUUAUUUAAACUAAUUAUCCUUUAUAUACAUAAACAGUAAUACACAUUUGGGGAAAUACUGUGGUUUUGUUUUUGUUACCCAGAGUCAAAUGAGUGGAAUUAUAUCAAUUUCAUCCCAUUGCAUUCAGUAUGUGUCUAGCCAAGCUUUGCACAAAAACUAGAAGCAGGGGGAAAUUGUUAGCUCGCUCCUUGGACAGUAGAAAAAUGAUGCUUCUUAGCAAGUCCAAAGCUAUGUUAUUUACAUGUUGUAUCUUAUUUAUUGAACACUUGCUGGAAUAAAAUGUAAAAAGCUUUGCGAAAAGCUCGCUUAUGGGCUGUGACAGUGACUGCAUGUAUUAUUGCUGGAGUCCUCUUUUAGGCAGAAUGUGGACAGAACUCCACCGUGAACAACACUGUAUUAGUGACUAGCUUGCUGCUGUAACUAUUUAGAUGUAAAUAAGUUAGUUUUGAAGCUUUUGCAUAUUUGUUUUCACUUAUGGUGCUGCAUUACGAGCUAGUGCUGUACCUACCAUUGAGGACAUUGAAGUCAUGUCGUCGGUUUUUAAAAUCCACAAAUCCCCAGAAAAAAUACUGAGAGUGACUUUCUGUUCUACAAAUACAGUCAAAUAACACAUAGUAGGGUUUUAUUGUGGAUUGGAAUAUUAGCGUUAUCAUCUUUGGAUUUCUUUCUUUAAGUUAAAUCAAUGUUGGGCAAUUUAGUGUUUCUCACCAGGAAGUUUGGGGAAUUUGAGCUCAUCAAUCUGUUUUUCUAGCCUUGACGCUAGCAGCUUCCCUGUUUCCAGUCUUUGUGCUAAGCUAGGCUAAACACGCAGAUCGAUCAUUGCACCGGAUGUCAAGACUUCAAAUAGAUAUCAACCCUCUAAUUAUGGUUUUGAUGUAAAACCCCCAGAUGCUGUACUGUCCUGUUAAAAUUGCAUUUAUGUUGAAAUAUCUUCAGUUUAUAGGUUAGGUUUUAAACAAAAUGGGUGUGGUAACAGUGUGACACACCAGCCCCACCAUUCAGAUGAUGCAAUUAUUACUUGAGUGAGUGGAAACAAUGUAUUUGGAUCUGGUAGCAGUCUUAUUCUAGCUGGUGGACUGAAAGCCAAGAAGUGCAUACAUCACGUUUGCCUGGCCCACCCAAAUCCAGGCAGUAAUUAUUUUAUAUAUAUUUGGAGAGAUUUACUUGUACAAAGAAAACACUGAUCAUGUAUAGUGUGUACAGAAACUAUCAGCAUUUAUUUGUUAAGGCAGACUAUUUAAGAAUGAACACCACUCUGAAGCAGUUUGGUUCAACACCUUCCAGUAUUUAUGUUGAGUGACGGGGUUGGCCCUGCUUCUCUGUAAUGAAUAUGCAUUCUCUCUUCUGCCACUCUGGAUGUAUGUGAUCAACCUUUGUGCCAUUGGUAGGACAUGCAGUGAUGCCCCCUGUGCUGCAGUGUGAAAGCCACUGUUGUGUAAAAAGACUGCCUCUGUCCUGAUGAAACUGGGUGCUUCACUUUCACCAGAUUUUAAAUAAACUGAUCGCUGAUACAGCA